GAUCGACCUCUAGCUGAGACUAGCAUAAGACCAAAUUCUGAACUACCACUUAUUUUCCCAAAUAUUGGAAGGUUUAUUGGAGCAGGACGAGUGUAUUCUCUUAAUCAUAUAGAGAGGCAGCAAGCACAUCGACAUAUAUUGGUUAACUGUCAACUACUUGAUCACUUACGAAAGAAGUAUAAAAAUGAGUUGUUAGCAGAACAAUCUCAUCAGAGCAAGAGGAAUCGUGCUAUCGAUAUUGAUCGUGAAAUGCAUCUUAAUUUUGCAAAAUGGAUCAAGAAAAAAGUGGAGAUGAAUGAGUUAGAAGAGAUAACUGAUGAUUUACGAUGUUUAGCUCUGGGUCCAUCUGAAAAGGUUGUAAAGUAUACAGCUUAUAAUGUCAAUGGUUUUAAAUUCCGGACAGUAGAAAGAGAGGCUGAACUGAAAACUCAAAAUAGUGGUGUUUAUGUGGCUGCUGAAACAAUGAGCUAUGCUAGUGCUCGUGAUUGCAACCCAAGAACAGGGACAGUUGCUUACUACGGUAAUCUGAUUGAAGUUAUUGAGUUAAACUACUAUGAAGUCUUCAAAGUUGUGUUAUUCAAGUGUAAGUGGGCAGACACUCGUACAGAAAGAGGAUAUAAAAUGGAUGUAUAUGGUCAUCAUAGGGUAAAUUUCUCACGCUUGUUACACAGUGGAGAUAAUGAGGAAGAUGAACCAUAUAUAUUAGCGUCUCAGGUGAGAAUGGUAUAUUAUGUGAAUGAUCCUUCGGAGAAAGAGUGGAAAAUUGCGGUUCAUGUUCAACCUAGGGAUUUGUAUGAUAUGGGUGAUUCAAAUGCUUCAGAUCAAGUGGGUGAAGAGUCUGAUCCGGGCAUCUCUGUUUCUACGUAA
Messenger RNA from Raphanus sativus (radish), 867 nucleotides. RefSeq lists its product as uncharacterized. The record is from RefSeq and is a predicted model, not a curated record. Lineage: Eukaryota; Viridiplantae; Streptophyta; Magnoliopsida; Brassicales; Brassicaceae. The transcript is spliced from 2 exons. The coding region runs from base 250 to 867 and encodes 205 amino acids.